CACAGAUUCACUUCACUACGAACUGCUUGACUGACAGUCAAAACGCCAUUUUGCUAUUAUUACAGAAGGUUGCAUUAUCUGUUCGUCAACAAUGUAAAGUGAAAUGUUUGCUCGAAUUUUAUAGUGAAUGUAAUGUGAAGUUAAGAUUUAACCCUUGAAAUAAAAACUAGGGUUAUGGAGGAGUCCAACGAGGAGCACAGGGUCAUUCCCGAACUCUACUUUCUGAUAGCGAAAUUCCUGUCGGGCGGACCCCUGAAGGAGACUGCAAAGACUCUGCUAAAAGAGCUCGAGAGUAUAGAGGUGCUGCCCCGGCGACUCGACUGGGAGGGACGCGAGCACGCCCAGUCUUACGAUGAACUGGCGGCGCAGCACGCGGACGUGGGGUGGCGGCGGCUGGCGGGCGUGUGCGCGCGGGCGCUGGCGCUGGCGCAGCGCGCGCCCGACGAGCUGCCGGAGCGGCUGGCGGCGCGGCUGUCGCUGCUGUCCGAGUCGCUGGUGCGGCCGCGCCCGCUCUACGCCUCGCACAAGCCCGACCACUCGCUGGUGCGGCGGCUGGUGGCGCGCGAGCUGGGCGCGGGCGCGGCGGCGCGGGCCGGCGGCCGCGGCGGCCCGGCGCUGUUCCCCGCGCGCAUGCUGGCCGGCCUGCAGCUGCAGCGCCGCACGCUGGGCCACCUGUCGGCCGUGUACUGCGUGGUGUUCGACUGCUCGGGCCGCUACGUGAUGACGGGCGCGGACGACAUGCUGGUGAAGGUGUGGAGCGCGGCGGACGGGCGCCUGCUGGCCACGCUGCGCGGCGUGGGCGCGGAGGUGACGGACGUGUGCGUGUCGGCGGACGGCGCGCUGCUGGCGGCGGGCUCGGUGGACCGGCUGGUGCGCGUGUGGUGCCUGGCGUCGGGCGAGCCCCGCGCCGUGCUGGCGGCGCACGCGGGCACCAUCACGUCGGUGCACUGGGCGCCGCCCGCGCGCCGCGACGUGCGCUGGCUGGCCAGCACCAGCACCGACUGCUCCGUGGCCUUCUGGACGUGCUCGCCCGAGGGCCACUUCCUGUCGCAGCCGGUGCAGUACGUGGAGCGCAUGCGGCCCGGCGUGUGCCACAUGAUCUGCGCCGCGUGGUCGGCGGGCGGCGCCUUCCUGGCGGCCGGCAGCGCCGACCACCACGUGCGCAUCUACACGGUGGAGCACGAGCCGGGCGGGCCCAAGCGCGUGCUGGAGACGCCGGUGCACGACGACGCCGUGGACAGUAUCGCGUGGGCGCACCGCGGCCUGCGCUUCGUGUCGGGCAGCAAGGACGGCAGCGCGGCGCUGUGGACGCUGCACGCCACCCAGUGGCGCCACGUGCUGCUGCAGCCCAAGUCCACCACGCAGGACGGCAAGCGCCUCAAGAUGACCAUGGUGUGCUGGGACUGCAGCGACGCGUUCGUACUCACCGCCGCGUCGGACAACACGAUCCGCGUGUGGUGCGCGCGGACGGGCGCGGCGGUGCGGAUCCUCCGCGCGCACCGCGACGAGGCCUACGUGCUGGAGGCGCACCCCUUCCUGGCGGGCGUGUUCCUGUCGGCCGGACACGACGGACAGCUGCUGGUGUGGGACGCGCGGGCGCCCGAGCCGCUCGCCGCCUUCCACAACCGCAUCGACGGCCACGGCGACGGCGCCAUCUUCGACGCCAAGUGGGGCGGCGGCGCCAGCGUGGCGGCCACCGACUCGCACGGGCACCUGCUGCUGCUGGGGCUGGGGCGCGGACACCGGCUGUUCGCGCAGCUGCCGCCGGAGCUGUUCUUCCACACGGACUACCGGCCGGUGGUGGUGGACGCGCUGGGCGGCGCGCACGACGAGCAGACGGACACGCCGCCGCACCUGCUGCCGCCGCCCUUCCUCGUGGACGUGGAGGGCGCCCCGCACGCGCCCGAGUACCAGCGCCUCGUGCCGGGCCGCGAGAACCUGGCGCUGGCGCAGCUGAUCCCUGCGGCUGAAGCACCUCGCUCGCGCAUAGACGCGAUGAUCGAGGCGCUAGCUGUCGCCGGCGGGCGGUCGCCGCGCGGCGUGUGGCGCGGGGAGGGCGUGCGCUACACGGCGGGCAGCUGGCAGCGCGGCGACCCGCGCGACGUGCCCACCUGCACGCGCCCGCUCGUGCCGCCGCUCGCGCCCGCAGCGUACGAACACAUACACAAAGCAUGCGCGGAACUGAACGCUCUCGAGCAGAGCUGGUACCGGCGCGAGAUGCGGCGGCGACCACUCAUGAUCAGCACGGCGGCGGAGGGCUGUGGGGGCCCGCGGCGGCGCGCGGGGCGGCGGCGGGCCCCCGCGCGGGCCCCCGAGCGCCGCCCGCGCCCCGAGGAGCCGCCCGAGCCGCCCUCCGCCUCCUGCAGCGACACCAGCGACGAGUGGGUGCAGCGCCGCCCGCGCCGAGCCAGGGAACCCGCCUCCUCGCUCGACCUCACCGACACCGACACCAGCUCGCAUAACUCGCAUAACUCGCAUAACUCCGCCAGUAAGAGCGACAGUUCGUCGUCGUCGUCGCAGUACUCGGACUGGCAGGCGGGCGCGGAGCUGGCGCCGCCCGCGCGGGCUCGGCGCCGACCGCUGCCCACCAACCGUCCAAGCGCGGUGACUACGAAGCGAGCGGAGCGGGCUGCAGCGGGGGCUGGUACGGGGGCGGAGGCGUUGGCUGCCGGCGACGAGGCGGGGGCUGCGGGCGGCGGCGCGGGGGCCGAGCUGCCGGACGCGUACCGGCCGGGCGAGUGGAUCACGGCCGUGUCGCCGCGGAAGGCGCCCUACCACCCGCAGAUGGGCGACGAGUGCCUCUACUUCCGACUGGGACAUCAGCGCUACUUCGAGGCGGUGGCGGAGAAGGACGUGUACAAGGUGACCGCGCGCGACAAGCCCUGGGAGCGCACGCACGUCUACGAGUGCGAGCUGGUGCGCGUGGUGGGCAUCAAGUACGUGAUCAAGCCGCCGCGCGUGGCGUGUCUGCGCCUGUCCUGCGCGCUGGGCACCGGGCGGACGCUGACGGUGCGCUACCACGACAUGGCGGACGUGAUCGACUUCCUGGUGCUGCGCCAGCAGUACGACGCGGCGGUGGCGCGGCGCUGGGGGCCCGGCGACCGCUUCCGCUGCAUGAUCGACGACUGCUGGUGGACGGGGCAGGUGCUGGAGAGCGCGGCGGGCGCGGGCGCCGACACGGGCGCGGCGGCGGGGCUGGCGGGCGAGGCGGCGGCGCGCUGGGCGGCGGCGGCGGCGGCGCAGUUCCUGUCGCUGCGCGUGCGCUGGGACAACGCCGAGGUGGAGCGCCUGUCGCCCUGGGACCUGGAGCCCGUGGACCCCGCCCGCCUGCCCGCCACGCCCGGCGGCGCCGUGCCCGUGCUGCCGCACGAGCUGGACGCCGUGCUGUACCGCGCCGAGCCCGCCGAGUGGCCGCCGCACGGGGACCGCGCCGCCGCGUGUAGAGCUAUCGCGCAGCACAUCGGCGCGGUGAUGUCGCUGGCGGCGGCGGAGGCGUUCGUGGCGCCGGUGGACCUGCAGCAGUACCCCGCGUACGCGCGCGUCGUGCCCUACCCGGUGGACCUGGCCACUAUCCGCGCGCGGUGCGACAACUUGUUCUACCGGCGAGCCGCCGCAGCACAGUUCGACGUGCGGUACCUGGCGAGCAACGCGGAGCAGUUCAACGAGGCGCACUCGAGCAUCGUGCGGGCGGCGCGGCUGGUGUCGGAGCUGCUGCUGCGCUGCAUCGCGGACUGGCGCCAGCUGGACGUGCUGGCCACCUACCGCGCGCUGCAGGCGCAGUACACCAGCGACGACGACACCGACACCGCCUGGAGACCGCAAGCUGCCAGGGUGCUGGCCGAGCUGCUGGCGUCAGCGGACGCGGAGCCGUUCCGCUCGCCGGUACAAGCCCGCGAGGCGCCCGACUACUGGCGCGUGGUGGCGCGCCCGCUGGACCUCGGCACCGUGCGGGCUAGUCUCAUGGCAGGGGAGUAUGCUACUGCUGAGCACUUCGCCAGCGAUGUGAGGCGGGUGUUCGCUAACAGCAGGCUCUACAAUACUAAUAAGAGGAGUCGGAUCUACUCGAUGACGGUCCGCCUGUCCGCGCUGUUCGAGGCGCUGUGGGCGCGCGUGUCGCCGCCCGCGCCCAGGCGGACGCGCCGGCACAAGCGACAACAGAUCAAUGGUACUGCAACAAACGGCGUAUCCCGUUCAGCAUCAGCCUCAGAGUCCAACAGCUCGGAGUCCGAGACCCUCGCUGCCACAUCGCGCCGCGUGCACGCGCGCCUCGCCGCCGACACGCCGCCCCGCGCGGCGCGAUCCGCGCGGUCGACACGCUCCGCACGGUCGGCGCGGUCCGCGCGGACAGUGCGCGCGGAGAGAACGCGGGCGCCUAGAGACUCGUGGGACAGUGAUGCUCCAUUGCAUGUGCAUAGGAAAGGUAAGGGCGUGGGCAAGAAGAGUAAGAGCAGCAGCGCCAGCGCCGAGCCGCUGCCCUCCACCAGCCGCGAGCCCGACGCAGAGGUGGAGGGUAACGGCGCGUCGUCGUGGUCGUCCUCGUCGUCGGAGUCGCACAUCCGCGUGGUGGAGGAGGAGCUGCGCGACGACGAGGUGGAGCUCACGUACGACAGCGACCGGCCCGCAGCCCGCCGCAAGCGAGCCCGCCCGCACUCCGACUCCUCCGCACAGGCGCCCAAGCGCAACCGCGAGCGCUACUCCUCCAGCGAGUCCUCCAGCGAGCCGGAGUCGGAGUCAGCGGGCAGCGCGCGGCGCUACUCCUCCGACCGGUCGUACCGGCCGCGCUACUCCAGCGACGAGGACGCGCCGCUGCAGCAGUACCGCGCCCGCGCCGCCGGCAGCCUGCGCGCGCGGGGGCUGCGCCGCUACAACGAGGACAGCGAGGAGGACUCCGUGGCCGCCAUCAGCAAGCGCCUGCAGCACCAUCACCACGCUCGUACUCAUCACGCGCACGUCGCCAGGCGACGCCGGCAUCACGCCGAGCAGAGCCUGGCGGCGGAGGGCGGCGCGCACACGAGCGACCACAACUACUACAACGGACACGCGCAUGCGCCCCGCCAUCACCCCAGGGAACACCACAGGAACGGCAGCGCGGCGGACGCGGCCGGCCCCGGCCCCGCGCCCGGCGGGUCGGGCACGGCCGGAGUGUCGGGCACGUCAGGCACGGCGGGCGAGGCGGGUGCUGUGUCCAUCUCGUCACGAGGCCGAGUGCGCAAGCUGACUGCCAAAGCACGUGGGCUGUUAAGGGAAUGAGCCCGGCGAGGGCGGCGCCAACCUCCCGCCAACUAGCGCAACUGUGCCACGCCCGUACAGUGACCAAUGUGACGCGUAGUGAACUAAUACUGAACAAGUGCAGUGCGGUACACUAACAGUGACGAAAUAUGCAACUCGUGAUAUUAUACAUAGUGUUCUAAACGUGUGAUGUUAUCAACGAAACAUAAUAAAAAAAGCGAAUUUAAUAACUAUGCGGACAAAACUGUGGUAGUCAUAAGUGUACAAAUUCGUGUAAACCGCAAGUUAAUACUGAUCAAUCACUUAUUGAAGUAAUUUGUAGGUUUAAACAAACAAUUUGAAAUGAACGCUCAAUAUUUAAUAAUAGACAUGUGUAGGAAGUCAAUAGUGUUGUAAAUACGUUGAUGACUGAUACUCCAGUGCUGCACAUACGAGUGUGAUAUAUCGAUAGACUAGUGCGGCGCGUCCCACUUGUGAUAUUAGCGUAUCGAGUGUAGCUGUGUGCACGCCGCCUAAUCCUUACUGUAAUAAACUGUAUACUGGGCAAACUGUAGUCUUGGCUUUGAGCUGAAACUACAGUCUAUAGAGAAUGUAGGGGACACUGUACCUGAGUUCAUUCUCAAUCGUGAUUUAGCGAUUAUAAUUUGAUAGAAUGUGCCAUCAUUAACCAUUUCUUACAUUGAUCAUGAGUCUAAUGUUAUAGUAUGCUGUGCAACAUACAAAUCGUGUAUGGUUGACAAUAAAAUGUAUGUAUGUUACUCGUAAAUGACUAUAGUUUUGGCUCAAAGACUUAAAAUCAGGUAAAACGAGCGUAGUAUGACACUCACGCAGAUUACAUAAAUACCGUAUUAAGCUGUAACCAGCUGUUCCAAGAGCAAUCUCAAGUCUUGCAAGUGUGCUACAACUAAGAUCAAGUUAGAUAAGCAAUGUGAAAUAAUUUGUACAUAUAGCAAUAGGGCCGUACUUAACGCACAGGUGUAGGUAGGUGCAGAACUAAUUUGGUACAGGGCGCUUGGAUAAUACAGCUGUAUCUAGUUACACUAGAAAUUGAUAAUUUUCCUUCUAUCAUGAAAUUUUGGCUUGUUAAUGGUACCUGCCAGGUUUUUAGCACAUGCCUAGCAAUCUGUUUUUGGUUGAUUGCCUCUGAAAGCAACUCUGGCAUAGUAGUGUUCUGACUUAAAUAACUUGUAGCUAACUUUAGAGCUGCAAAGUUAUUUGACAAUUCCAAGUGUAUGUCUAACAUUUCUCGAUACUAUUUUUAUAAGUUAAGUUACUAUUCGAGGAAAUGAAACUGUUCAAGUGCUCUGUACUGAACAUCAAGUGUUCAGUUAAUAACUAGUUUUAAGUUUAGCUGAAUUUAAUAUGAACAGUGUAUGUGUGAACUGGCAUACAUGCAAUCUGUCCUGUUGUGUAUAUCUGAUAUAAACUGUACAUAUAUCAUGUAUGUAUGUAGUGUGUGUCUCUUCACAAUACCUAGGGUAAGGGUGACUGAGCAUCAAUAAUUCGGUCCAAAAUAAUGCAUAUAAUAUAAUUUAAUCAAUGAUUAAGGGUGUAUGAGAUUUCCAAGUUAGUUUUCUGUGUAAUUCACUCCAAGCAAUUCAGUGUGUAGUGGAAUGUACAGUUUGAUGCACUCAUUCAACAAGUUGCCAACGCGUCUUCGACAUGUCGUCAACACGUGGUACGAUCACGUGCUACUCAUACUAGUUAUGCAUGCAUUGCUUAUUAAAUGUUUACAAGUUUCUUUAUGUUAUUGCAAUAAUAAUUUAUGGAAUAUUAUUGUCUUUCUACAUAAAGAACCAAAAUAUUGUUUAAACUAUGCAAUUGAAAUAAUGAUAAUUGAUGGAUACCAAAAUAAUUUGAUUAUUAUCAUGAUGCCAUCCUUUAUAACAUGUAAUGAUGUAUUUCCAAUAUAAGUUACUAUGAGAUAUCAACGAAGCUACGGCCAGUAGUAUGUACAUACCUCCUUAUACAUAUAUGUAUGACUUGAAUCCACUUACUGAGUGCAGAAACAUUACAUUAAUUUGAGCAGAACAGGAAUAAUAUGUGUCUUAAAAUGUUGUAAUGCUUCAGUGUUCAGAGCAAUAAUCAUGUAUCUACCUUCAUGAGCUUCAUAUGUGUAUUCUUGCUAAAUAUUGUUUACUUCAUAUUCAAUGCUCACAAGAUUUUAUUUUAUGAACUCAAUUUUAUUAAUGCCAAUAUUUUUGUAAAAUGUUACAAGUCUAUUAUAAUAAUUAUUUAAUUAUCUCAUUCAGCGGUUUCACAAUAGCGGUUUAUCCGCUCAUUACGUGGUAACGCAUGAACCAAACCGAGCGGUAAAUUCGCUAGUGUGAGACAGUUUUAUUGUAUGUGUGACGUCAGAACAAAUACAUAAAUAUACGCACAAUAUUGUGUGGCCGACUUUAUCGUAGUUUUGAAAUAAUGGCAACACUCCUCUCGGUUCACCUGAGAGGUGACAGACCGGCCAAAGUUGAGUCGUUGCAUGUGACUCCGGCGGAGUAGAGGCCUCCAUAAUACUUAACGUUGAUAUGAUCACUGUAUGUGUAAUAGUAUAAAUAUGUAGUGAAUUCUAGCGACAAUUUUGUAACUUAAUAAUAAUUUAGGGACAAUGGAAACAUGUGUUUUGUACCGACAGUAUGUUCGAGUGGUAUGUUAGAGUAAGUGAAUACAGUAAGCGAUGUGUACAUUGUACGUAUGUAUAUACGAGCGUGAGUGUGUGCGUGCCGCGCCACACGUAUUGUGUAUGUGUGCGCAGACACGCCGAGUUGAUACCAAACCGAAUAAAAUGAAUAUUUUUAAAAUAUA
Helicoverpa armigera (cotton bollworm) is the source of this 8031-nucleotide messenger RNA. It is a transcript of the gene BRWD3, whose product is annotated as BRWD3. Gene Ontology annotation, cellular component: nucleus. Gene Ontology annotation, molecular function: protein binding. Bases 175 to 5250 code for a protein of 1691 amino acids. The record is from RefSeq and is a predicted model, not a curated record. Gene Ontology annotation, biological process: regulation of cell shape; regulation of transcription by RNA polymerase II; cytoskeleton organization. Lineage: Eukaryota; Metazoa; Arthropoda; Insecta; Lepidoptera; Noctuidae. The transcript is spliced from 19 exons.